This is a messenger RNA of Ceutorhynchus assimilis (cabbage seed weevil), 1071 nucleotides long. The record is from the annotation of a GenBank genome assembly. Lineage: Eukaryota; Metazoa; Arthropoda; Insecta; Coleoptera; Curculionidae.
AUGGAUUAUGCGUGUUUAUGUGGUACACCAGAUAUUUCGCUACUAAAGUACAUCCCCAGACAACCUCAAGACAUCCUGGGACAUUCUCAGACCUUCCUAGACAUCUUCGGAAAUCCCUCGUCAUCCUUGGAUAUACCUUCUUCCUUAUAUAAAGUAUUAGUCAUUGUUACCUUCCCAUCAAAAACAAUAAAACUAGAAACAUUCCAAUGUCCCAAUUGUCCGAAAGUCUUUGACCGCAACUACAAACUCAAAACCCACCUAAUCGUGCACAACUCCUCAAAACCCUUCGUUUGCCUACAAUGCAACUCCACCUUUAAAACAAACUCGGCCUUAAGAAGGCACAUCCGAGAGUUGCACGAGCAAACACGAAAAUACACUUGCACCGAGUGCGACAAAGUUUUCAACAGCAAAACCAACUACGUCAUACACCAGAAACGGCACUUAUUCGAGUUCAAAGUGCGCUGCGAGCAUUGCAACGAAGGUUUUGUGACUCAUUCCGAAUAUAGACGACAUUUAGAUGCCAAGCACAACCAGAAACGAUAUGUUUGCGACAUUUGCGGCAAAAAUAUUUCUAGUGAGAGGCACUUAAAAGCCCACAAGAAACUACAUGAGGCAAAUUACGAAGCAGUUUAUUUCCAAGAGUGUGGGUUUUGUAACAAAAGAUUUAGACACUUAAAGAAGCACAUUAGAGAGUCUCAUGAAGGUUUAGGCCAUAAUUAUGUUUGUCCAACUUGCGGUAAAACUUUUAGAAGUGAAAAUAGUUUUAAAGUGCAUCAAAUGAUUCAUAAAGGUAUUAGGCCCUAUGAGUGUCAGUGCUGUCACAAACAAUUCUACUCCAAGCAGUACCUGACGGUGCACUGGCGCACUCACACGGGCGAAAAACCGUUCCAGUGUAUAAUUUGCGGCAAAAGCUUUUCACAAAAGUCGCCUUUGAAGAUUCACAUGCGGCUGCACACUGGAGAAAGGCCUUACGAGUGCGACGUUUGCGAGGAGAAAUUUGUUUCAAAGCAAAAGUUGACUUUUCAUUUGAAGAGUGCUCAUCAGAUUGUUGAUUUUAGGAAUGGUAAAUAA